AACAUCGUCGAGUGAUCGUUAUCAGUAUUCAUAACUUAAAUGGAAUCAUUCGAAACGACAGCUUGUCGCGAAACCAAGUCAGGGAAGUCUAUCAACGAAAAGAGAUGUCUGUUCGUCGCGUGCCUUAAACACCAUGAUGAUGGCCUGUCCAUGGUGCAAAUCUUGUUGUAAGUUGUGUUUCUUAUUGAAUGAAAGACGAUCAUCGGCGUGUCAUGGAGGACAGCGGUCAAGUGCAUUCAAGCACACUCCUGGAGGAGACCUUUUAUGUCACGUCCAAGAAGAACACGUAUUACAAGGUCCGACUGACCGAGAAGGGUCUCAGCUUGGAGAAAGACAAUAAUGGUGCGACGAAGGUGGAAACGAUCGUUCUGAGCGACAUAAUCGGAUGCAGAUGUAUGCGCUCGAAACGUAAAAGCGCGGGAAGCUGUGUUUGUGGUCCGGGCACAUCGAGAUCCCAGUUCAAGCUCGUCGAGUCCGCGGAAGCUUAUCAGUGCUACGACGAGUUCGACACCUCGGCCUACCUGUACAUUUAUGCUUACACGUUGAAGAAGGCGCGUAUGAAGGGUGUCAAGAGGCGCGAGAGAACCACGAUCACCCUACGGUUCCGCAGCUUUGACAAGUACGAGGAUAAUCUACGAGAGGCUAGCAGGUGGCGAUUAGCCAUUAAAUGCCUCAUUGUUGACGUACCUGUGCCGAAAAAUUUCAUGAGCCCCACUCACGAGAAUCUUGAGUCCCUAAUCAAUGCGUGUCCAGGCGAACAACGGAAGCUUCUUGUUCUGUUGAAUCCGAAAUCGGGGCCUGGCAGGGGCCGUGAGACGUUUCAAAAGAGGAUCCAUCCGAUUCUAUCCGAGGCAGAGAGGCCUUACGAGGUGCACAUCACCAAGUGUCCCAAUUACGCUCGUGAGUUCGUCCGUACGAGGGACAUUUAUCAAUGGAGCGGGUUGCUGAUGGUCGGCGGGGACGGUAUCGUGUUCGAGGUGGUGAAUGGCCUUUUUCAAAGGCCCGAUUGGGAGAGGGCCCUCAGGGAGCUUCCACUCGGCGUGAUACCGUGCGGCUCCGGGAACGGCCUGGCGAAAUCCAUUGCGUACGCUAAACAGGAGCCGUACGAUUACAAUCCUCUACUGGUCAGCGCGCUGUCUGUGGUCAAGUAUAAGACCGCGCAGAUGGACCUGGUCCGGGUCGAGACGAGGAAACAUAUACUAUUCUCGUUUCUGUCUAUCGGCUGGGGCCUGUUGGCCGACAUUGACAUUGAAAGUGAACGCCUACGAGCGAUCGGCGGCCAAAGGUUCACCGUGUGGAGCGUCGCCCGUCUCAUAGGAUUACGAACGUACAGGGGCAAGGUGUCCUAUCUGCCGUGUGAUAAAGUACCGUCCGCCGAGAGUCUCGGAAACGGCAAGGCCUACAACGAAUACACGAAAGAUGCUCAAAUAUCGCACUCGAGGAGCUACGGUGACGAUUUGGAUAGGUGUAGUAAAAUCAGCGAGUCGAAGAGCUACCACGACGCGCUCGACGGUGAUCCAGCUAUUCUGGACGACUUCGAUGGCUGUGAAGAUAGCGAGAUAAUAAGCGAAAGUAUCACGCUCGAAACGGAAGCGGAGAAACGGCACAGGCUGGAUAGCUUUUAUUCCGCGACGUCCGCGAGAUCCACUUACUUUAGUACGGGUUCAAUUUCUAGUUACCAUAGCAUCGUCGAGCCAGACAAUGGGGAAAUCGAUGCAGGGAACAACAUUAACCAAGCUAUGUAUGGUCCAUCUUCGAGGUUGCCUGCGUUGACUUCCGAAUUGCCAAGUUCUUGGACGCAAGUUCAAGGUGAAUUUGUUAUGGUUCACGCGGCGUAUCAGUCACACUUGGGUCAGGAUUACUUCUUCGCGCCCCGUGCCAAAUUGGCGGAUGGUAUUAUUUGGCUCAUAAUAGUUAAAGCCGGUAUUACACGGGCCACUUUACUGCAGUUCCUGUUGGGUUUAAGUAGUGGUACCCAUCUAACACGUUCUGGCAUCGACAUGAUACCCGUAAAGGCAUUCCGAAUAGAACCAGAGGACGGCGUGAUUGGUCACAUAACCGUGGACGGGGAAAGAGCAGACUACGGACCGUUGCAAGCAGAGAUAUUUCCGUCCUUGGCGUCGGUGAUGUCUCCUUGAUACAGAUGGCAGACAACCGUCUAAGGAACUAGCAACGGAAUCAAAUGGUACAAUCCUAAAACAUUGAGUUCAAUUGUGCGGUAGCAUGCCCCUGGCGACAAUACUGUAUUAAAUAUAUUAAUGUACAUUCGGGAUUGGCACUUUUAGUCCAACGUGGUGAUAGGUGUAUAUUCUAGACUGUGAAUUUAACACAAAUCAUUCCAUGCAAUGUAUUCAACGGAUUUUUUAAUUUAACGAAGUCAACGCAGUCAUAGUUUGUAUUAACGCCAAUGGUUAUUUCAUAGAGUUUUAAUAUUUAUAUAAUAUCAUACAAUAGUGCUCGUUAACUGGUAACAAUUCAAUUGCAUCUGUUAGCCUAAGGUAUAUGUCUUUUGGACUGUUUCCCGUAUGACGCACAAUACUUGAAAUAUUCCACAGGCUUUGUGCUAGUGAGCAAGUACUAUUGUUAAGCUUACAACAUAAGAAUCAGAUUGUAUAUUUUCUUCGCCAUUAAUUAUUACGAAAGGCCAUUUAUAUUUAAUCAAAUUAGCGAUUA
Messenger RNA from Dufourea novaeangliae, 2673 nucleotides. It is a transcript of the gene Sk2, whose product is annotated as sphingosine kinase 2-like. The transcript is spliced from 7 exons. Bases 189 to 2138 code for a protein of 649 amino acids. Gene Ontology annotation, biological process: sphingosine biosynthetic process. The record is from RefSeq and is a predicted model, not a curated record. Lineage: Eukaryota; Metazoa; Arthropoda; Insecta; Hymenoptera; Halictidae. Gene Ontology annotation, cellular component: cytoplasm; intracellular membrane-bounded organelle; membrane.